Messenger RNA from Ascochyta rabiei, 3018 nucleotides. RefSeq lists its product as uncharacterized. Gene Ontology annotation, molecular function: DNA helicase activity. Gene Ontology annotation, biological process: DNA repair; telomere maintenance. The record is from RefSeq and is a predicted model, not a curated record. Bases 1 to 3018 code for a protein of 1005 amino acids. The transcript has a single exon. NCBI's taxonomy places the organism in Eukaryota, Fungi, Ascomycota, Dothideomycetes, Pleosporales, Didymellaceae.
AUGGCUAUCGUCCGUCGAUAUGGCCGCCCUACCCUGUUUAUCACUUUUACAGCUAGCCCAUACUGGCCAGAGGUUGCCCGUGAGCUCCGCCCUGGGGAGACAGGCCUGAAUCGGCCUGAUCUAAUCUGCCGGGCCUUCCAUCUGAAGGUGCAGAAGCUAGUAGCCGAUGUGAAGAGCAACCUGUUCGGCACCCAUCUGGGCCACGUGUACACGAUUGAGUACCAGAAACGGGGCCUGCCCCAUAUACACCUGCUGCUGUUCCUGACCCUACACGACCGCGAGGCGUUCACGGAUCCUGUAACAAUUAAUAGCACUAUCCGGGCUGAGAUCCCUUCCCCUGUGGAUGACCUAGACGGCCUGCUUACAGAGGUUGUACGGACCUUCAUGCUUUACGGGCCAUGUGGGGAGCACAAUCUGCAGGCCCCGUGUAUGGUGCCUCAGCGCGACAGCGCCCCGCCGCGGUGCUCUAAGAACUUUCCUAAGCGUUACUGCCCAUCUACAGUGGUCCAUGAGGACGGGUACCCUGAGUAUCAGCGCCGGGAUAAUGGCCGCACGCUUGCUGUACGGUGUAAGGGCCGUAUUGUACACCUUAAUAACAGCUGGGUUGUCCCGUAUAACCCUGGUCUGCUCUGUAAGUACUGGGCCCAUAUCAAUGUAGAGGUUUGCGGCACUAUCCACGCUAUCAAAUACGUCCACAAGUACAUCUACAAGGGCACUGACAGGGCAGUACUAAACGUCUCAGAAGCAGAUGAGGUUAAGCAGCAUCUAAACGGGCGAUAUAUCAGUCCAUCUGAGGCUGUUUGGCGGCUGUUUGAGUACCCAGUACACAUGGAGCGGCCCACUGUAGUGCCCCUAGCGGUCCACCUACCGAAUGAGCAGAUAGUUACGUUCCCUGCUAACGCUACCACUGCAGAGUUAUCAGCCCGCCUGGAGCGAUCUGUAACUACGCUUACGGCGUUCUUCCAGCGCAACGCUGACCAUGAGUAUGGCCGUGAGGUCCUAUAUCAGGACUAUCCAUCCCAGUUUGUUUGGCACCUCCCGUCACGGACCUGGCACGUGCGUCAGCGCGGCACUGCGAUUGGCUGCAUGUACUUUUGCAGCCCGCUACAGGGUGAACGGUUCUAUCUACGGCUUCUCUUGACUACCGUACGGGGUCCACAGUCCUACGCGGACCUGCGUACCUUUAGCGGCACAGAGUAUCCUACUUUCCAGGCCGCCGCAGCUGCCCGCGGGUUACUGCUACACGAUGGAGACUGGGUAGCCUGCUUCCAGGACGCUGUUACGUUUGCCACAGGCCAGGCGUUACGGUACUUCUUCGUUGCUGCUCUCUUAAAUGGGCCUGUUACAGAUCCAGCUGCUAUCUGGGCAGCCUUCCAGGCGGAUUUGUGUGACGACUUACCUGAGGCUGCUGCUGCCCUGCUAGUAUCCGCAGAUCCAGACGCGUACCUUGACUACGGCCUGUAUCUGAUAGAAGGGCUGCUGGCAGAGUCUGGCAAACGUCUUACGGAUUUCUCACUCCCUGCGUGCCAGUUCAACUGGGGAGUACGGCUGCAGAAUCAGCUUCUUGCCGCUGAGCUGGCCUACGAUACAGACGGGCAGGACACUGCCUUCUGGGACACUGUUACAGGGCUGAAUAUGGACCAGCGCGCCGUAUUUGAUGCCGUUACUGCCGCUAUUGAGGCUGACCACAGCACUGCCCACUUCUUCGUACAGGGCCCAGCAGGCACAGGUAAGACGUUCCUCUGGCGCUGUAUAUGUGCCUACUAUCGCUCUACAGGCUGGGUAGUCCUGUGCGUUGCGUCGUUGGGUAUAGCUGCUGUCCUGCUGCCCGGCGGCCGCACUGCCCACUCCCGUUUCCGGAUCCCGUUGGAUAUCCACGACGAUUCCAUCUGCCCUGUUGCUCCAGGCUCGGAGCUUGGGCGGCUGCUGCAGGCCGCUACUCUAGUUAUCUGGGACGAGGUGCCUAUGCAGCACCGUUACUGCUUCGAGGCAGUCCACCGUAUGCUGCAGGACGUCCGUAGCUCCCCUGCCCUGUUUAGCGGCCUCCCUGUAAUUGCCAGCGGCGAUUUUGCCCAGAUCCUACCCGUCGUCCGCCGGGGCCAGCGGCCUGCCAUCGUCAACGCCUGCCUGCAGCAGUCUACGCUUAUAUGGCCGCACAUGACCGUACUGCACCUGCGUCAGAAUAUGCGGGUGCUAUCUGGGGCUGACAACACCUGUUUUGCAGCCUGGUGCCGGGGACUGGCUACCCGUGAGAUGGAUGGCCUGAUCUCCAUCCCAGACUGGAUGACCGUCUACUACAGCCUACAGGGCUUCCUGGAUCACGUCUAUCCGCCGCACCUCCUCCAGCAGGCUGCUGCGGACUAUCAGGUCCUCAACGGCCGUGCUAUACUGGCCGUACGGAACGACGCAGUAGCUGUAAUCAACGCCGCAAUGCUUGCUGCCUUCCCUGGUGAGCUAGUAGAGCUGGUUGCAGUGGACUCUGCUGAGGUUGAGGACAAUACAACACAGGAUCUGCCUCCCGUAGAGCUGCUGCAGUCCUUUGAGCCCCCGUCACUGCCCCCGUCACGCCUUCUGCUCAAGGUAGGCGUACCAAUAAUGCUUCUACAGAACCUGUACCCAAGCCAGGGGCUCUGCAACGGUACCCGUUUAGCGGUUACACAGAUAUCCUCCCGCUGUAUCCAGGCCCGCAUCCUAUCUGGCGAGUUUGCAGGCCAGCUCCGCCUGCUGCCACGUAUCAGGCUCACUUCAACCAGUAGAGAGCUCCCGUUUAUCGUCAGCCGGGUCCAGUUUCCAGUUCGCCUCUCCUUUGCAAUCACUGUAAACAAGUCACAGGGCCAGUCACUCUCUGUUGUAGGCGUUGAUCUGCGUCACGCUGUGUUUACACAUGGCCAGCUAUACGUAGCUAUGUCCCGUGUAACUACACUUGCAGGCCUGUCAAUCCUGCUGCCAGCACCUGAUACUAGCGAUGAGCCAUCCUGUACGGUCCCUAAUAUCGUAUACCCAGAGGUGCUCCUGUAG